AUGUCACCGCCAUGUCAAAUCUGGAGGCCCAGUAUAGGUCGGAUGGCCAUGUAUGCGCCGAGGCACACGGCUCCCGCAACCAAGUACUUUGCAACAACUGCUCAUCAACGAGACCAGACCAAGACACAUUCCGGUCCUCAGAAUGGGGGUGAAGCGAAAACGGACUCGCAAAAUGAAUCAUCAACCGAAGAAGGAGCCAUGGCCCGUCGACUAUCCCAAAUGACCGAGGAUGCGAUUGUACAAGGUGGACGUUCUGCGCAACGCAACAUUGAGAAUGCUGGCUUCUCAGAGGAGCUCAAGCGGCAACUGGAAGAACGAGUCAAGGCGGCCUCUUUCAAGAGUGAGCAUGCUGCGGCGCAUUCUAUUCUCGACAUGCCGUCUAGUGCCGGCCAGGGAACCCGGGAGACAGCCGCCGCUCCAGUCUGGUCUGGUACAGAGUCCCUUCAUGAUUCUGCAUUGCGCAUGCUCGACGACGCCAGCAAGCCAAUUCGAACCCCAUUCAAGAUUCCCCAGCCGGUGAAUCUGCAACCCGCCGCGAAACCAAAGCGCUCGACCGGAGCCCGACUGGCGGCCGCAAAGGACCGGACCACAAAAUAUACCCUGAGCCAAGCUCCCGGCCUCUCGGAUGAUCAGCGCGCCGCCAUUCGCAGCGAGAUGAAAGAAAAAUUAAUGCCGGGUGCCCAAGCAAUGCCCAUCUCUCUCCAUGGUCUAGCAUCCCUCGCGAACGAGCGCAUCGAGGACGCCAUUGCGCGAGGGCAGUUUGAUAAGAUCAAGCGAGGCAAAGGCGUCAACACCGAGACCGACCAUAAUGCCAACAGCGCUUUCAUCGAUACGACAGAGUACUUUAUGAAUAAGAUCAUCCAGAAGCAGGACAUUGUCCCGCCCUGGAUUGAAAAGCAGCAGGAGCUAGCGUCAGAGCUGAGUCGUUUCCGACAGCGCAUUCGGACGGAGUGGAGGAGGCAUGCUGCUCGCUUGAUCGCCAGCCAGGGCGGCUCCUUGGAGGCACAAAUGAGGCGGGCCAGAGGGUAUGCCGCGGCCGAAGCACGUCUGGCCGAGCAAGCUAGGAUGGAAGCUGCUCUGAGAGACACCUCUAGCGAGAAGAGGGUGUCGGAUAUCGCAGCCGAUGGACGCAUCAGUCCAACGUCGUCCUCGUCGGAUGUCCCCUCUGAUGAUGUCGAUGAUGAAAAAGAAGACAUCCCCCAUCUUCCACCCCUGCGAGAUGAAGAUUAUAUCGCUAUAGAACGAGCAUAUCUUGAACUCGCUGUGAAGCAGCUCAAUACCAUCGCUCGCUCAUAUAAUCUACAAGCCCCGCGGUCAGCUCAAAAGCCGUAUAUCAAUCUUGACCGUGAGCUAAGGGCUUGCUACGCCGAAGUCGCUCCCCAGCUCGCAGAAGAAAUUAGACGACGCGCAUCCGAGCGAGCGCGUCCAGCGAUUCCCGUCUCGGCACCCAAGUCCAGCGUGUUUGGAUCCAUUGGAACAGCACAAACAGUACAGGUCUAUGAAGAAGACAAGAACAACGGUGCUUGGUCCUCCUGGCAAGAUGCCGAGAUCACAGUCAAGGCACCGUCCGGGGUCUCGUCCGCGCCUGUGACUGGCUGCCCGCUGGUGAUGGGGGUGCAUGCGGGCGCUUAUGGAGAACCAACAACAGGCCUCGAUGGCCAUCGGCAGGCGAGAUACUUUGGGCUGCAGCCUCGACACACACAUCACACUGUCACAUUUGGUGGCUCAUCAUCUUUUAUAGCGAUUUCCCUCCCCAAAGCUCCCUACCGCCUCGUCAGCUUUGCGAACAGAAUGCACCGCUUGCUCUACCUCAGACUCGACCCGUAUCCCCGCCUUCAGAUUUCCUCCUCUUUCUUUCUUCGCCUUCUGGUGCACUGCCUGUCGGUCGCCGUGGUUUCCGGAGUAGCAGAAGCAGAUCAUCAUACAAGAUCUUCGCAAGAUCCUCCGCCACUGAAUAAGGCGCUGCUGGGGAUUCAAAUCGGGAGCAUUGCGGGAGCCUACUUGGUCUUCGUCGCAGUUCUCCUCGGCCUGUUGCUGCUGGUCGGACGGCGACUUCGCCGAACGGUUCAGUCAUCGAACUACUCACUUCAAAUGCACAUUUUACAACCAGCCAAGCAGAACCUUAGCCUAGAUCCUGGUUCCGAGUACCCCAUGCCGCACACUCAACCCGGCCAGGCCGCUGCUGGCUUUGAAUCAUCAUGGAACAAAUUCCCAAGUGCCAACCGGCCCUCUCAGAGUUCCUCGACACACGGCAGCGUAGUAACCAUCGAUGAAUCCGUCGUCGCGUCCGAUCGCCAGCGGGCACAAGACCAGAUGGCGAUGCUGUACGCUGCAGUGCUGGAACAUGACGCACAAAAGUCCGCGAGCGGCCACCUGUCGGUGAGAGAUUCGGAUUCCCUGGCUCAGUCUCCAGACAGCCAGUAUACGAAUCCCUUUACCGACCGCCAUGCCUCGCAGCAACCGCUUAGAGAAUCCUACCAAGAGUCGCUCAAGUCUCCCAAAUCGAGUGGAUCGCGUCUGACCAAGCUCUUCAGCUCCAAGUCGAGCUCGCAGCCGGACGGCGGCAAGCUGCGAUCGCCACGGCUACCUUUGCGGAAAUUGGGAAUCUCCUCGCCGCUGGCGUCACCAGACAUUCAUGUUUCUCACACAUACGGUCACGAUCAAGUGCCUCUGUCGCCAAGACUCUACAAUCCCGGCCCGCCGCCAGCAGCGCCUCGUGCAGAGCCCCCCGUCGCACACAUUAUGCCUCCACCCAGUCGGGCUCGAGCGGCGCCGGCGCCUCUCAACCUGGCCACUCCCACUUCGCCACCUCACAAUCAGCAAACCCCCUCAAGCCUGCCAUUCCGUGAGGCCUAUCCCCUUCAAAGCGCUCCGCCUACCAAGACGACCAUCCUGGAGCGCCCAACGAAGACUCGCAAUGGUCCGGCCACUGGCUUGCCGACUCCUUAUAGUGCCUAUAUGCCGUAUACGCCAGUGACACCAUUCACACCUGGGCGAGUAGUAACAAGACGUGAGCGUCGACGCGAGGAGCGGGAAAAUGGCCUCCGUGUGCUUAAUGAAGAUGACUUGGUCAAGGACGACACGGAUAUGUGGGGUUGA
This is a messenger RNA of Penicillium oxalicum, 3099 nucleotides long. Its product is annotated as DnaJ family domain-containing protein. Bases 1 to 3099 code for a protein of 1032 amino acids. The transcript is spliced from 4 exons. The record is from RefSeq and is a predicted model, not a curated record. NCBI's taxonomy places the organism in Eukaryota, Fungi, Ascomycota, Eurotiomycetes, Eurotiales, Aspergillaceae.